This is a messenger RNA of Varroa destructor (honeybee mite), 2391 nucleotides long. Its product is annotated as kelch repeat and BTB domain-containing protein 12-like. The record is from RefSeq and is a predicted model, not a curated record. NCBI's taxonomy places the organism in Eukaryota, Metazoa, Arthropoda, Arachnida, Mesostigmata, Varroidae.
AUGACCCAUGUCAUUGAGCGUGAGAGGGGUGUCAUGGCAACACAGGACAAUAAAUUACUGUUACCUUGCUAUUCUGCAUGGCCACGCCGAUGUGACAAAGCAUCCUCAAUUCAGGCGUGCCGCUUAUUUCUCUUAGUGUACCUGACACUGACGAGUACACUAACCACCUUGCUCCGAACCUCAAAACUAUUCCGUCGAUGGGGUCCAGUGGUUUCGACCCGAACGCGUUGCGCCGAACUACUGAAUCAGUCUCAGCUCGAAGAAGCUCCUUAUGACUUCACAAUCGAAUGUGCUGACGGCACCCUUCGCGCACAUAGAAACGUCCUUGCCGCCGAAUCCGAUUACGUCAAAGCGCUUUUCGAUAUACCUAUGGUAGAGGCCAGCUCAUUGGAAGUAAUAUUGAGAGAUAUUUGUAAGGAGAUAAUGACCAGAAUACUUGACAUCAUCGACACGCAUGUCGAUGAUUUCAACGCCGAUAAUGAUCUAGACCUAUUCAUAACAGCCCAUUACCUCCAAGUCACCCGAAUAAUGACAAAGUGUAUAAAAGCAUUAAAAGCUAACAUUAGUACAGACAACGCCACUCAAAUGUAUUGCACUGCUGACAAGUACUGCAUGAGGGACCUUUGUGAAUUUGUGUUUGGCGUUCUAGAGAAAAAUACUACGCCACUUAUAACAACAGAUUUCUUCUCUGAUAUGGUUGAUGCUAAUCUGAUACGUGCCUUUCUCGAAAGUGACAAUCUCCUCGUACUUCAUGAGGAUUCAGUGUUUGAAUUUUUGACAGCUUGGCUUGACAAAAAACAAAUGGCGAGGAUGUGGUAUGCAGGGGAGUGCAAGGAGCUAAUAAGAUUUCCGUUUCUUAAAGCAGAAACGGUAGAGCAAUUGGAGAAAGUGCUCGUCGGUCCGACUGUGGCUCUAAGGCAAAAAUUAGCACCACCAAAAUAGAAUCUGGAUUUACCCCUCUUUCGACGUCGCAGAUAGACAGUGGCUCACUGUCACUUCUUGUGGUAAAAAAGAGGUCCCGGUCGGCUAGAAGAACAUACGGACCGCUUAGUGCUAACCAGCCUCAACACGACGACUACACGAAGAUCCGCUUCAGUAAUUAGUGGCCAUACAAUCUACUCGAACGACGGUCAAACUGUCUAUAGUUUCAGCAUUAACAAGAUAAAAAACGAUUUCGUUCUAGUUCAAUAGUCCCUGGCAAGUUUCGCGCACCCGGUAUCACCGUGCUUCAUGAUUACAUUGUACAUGUGUGUUCGACUGCGAGGCCACGCACCAGAUGCUGCGAGCGGCCAUUUUAAGGAAUUGAUCGGAGACAACAGCAGACCCGAAGCUUCGACACGUGCUUUUCUCGAUUCAUCGAUACAGCAGCAAGGCGUUCCGCGAUACUGGGCAAUCCACCAGACGACGUGCGCGGCUGGAAGCCGUCUACAAGACGAAGUGACGCAGUUUUUGCUUGGUACUAUGACAACGGAAGUGGGAGGUUCGUAUGGCCGCGUUUAACCUUUUGACUCGUGAGUCGAAAUGCCGCAUAACCGAAACUCGCUUACAACAGCCCUGGUCCCGCCAGCGGCCGCUGAUCGUUUGAAACAACGUCUACACCGUAGCAGACAACGAAAAUUCAACCGGAUUCAUUGUUGAUAAAUUCAAUCAACAAGAGGGGACAUUUGAAAUAGUGCAGAAGUUGUAGCUUCACAAUAGUCGUUACAUAGGAGUGGUGCCGAUGGAUCUAGGUCGGCCCUGCGCCGUCACGGACGACACAUGGCUUGCUGCAGAGAGAUUGGAAAGCUUCCGGAUAGAACACGCAGUCAAAGAGUAUUCAUUCAUUCAUUAGCUACGACAAAUUGGGGCGGGUUGAAGGGCGUAGCAUUUUGCGUUAGUGAUCUCCGGCUUGUUUAGCUAACGGUUUCGAAAUCCGCGAGGUGUUCAUAGCGUGCGCGGAAACAUUAAAAGUCAACAUCGUCACCAAGUCGUACUUCACUAUACGUAAACAUUAUAAAUCUGCUUUCAGCUCUCUAUUGAAAACAUGGCGUCAAUUCUGAUCACACAGGACGUGUCGUUAAGUAAAAUUGAUAUUAUAGGGACGGGUGCCUAAUAGCAUCCCAAUUCAUGAGUAAAUGCGGCUCAAAUAUGUCUAUAAGGAGCUUCUUGAAUCCAAAUAAAUUGCUAUUUGUCAGUACCAGUUAUGUAUAUAAUACUAUGAGCUAACGCGCAACAUUCAAAGAAGCGAGAAUCGCGUAAGGCUAGCCAAGAGUUCAGUGUUGCAGUUUUUCUACAGUAUGAUUCAGUAGAAAUGGAGGUUGCCAAGAUGCAGUCCGUAGACAAAUCUAAGGGGGGUUAAUAGGGUUGUCAUUGUCGCCAGUGUGGACAUAUGGCAUAUGUGAAGAGAAUAUU